Molecule: messenger RNA, 6426 nt
Organism: Clupea harengus (Atlantic herring)
Lineage: Eukaryota; Metazoa; Chordata; Actinopteri; Clupeiformes; Clupeidae
Product: pleckstrin homology domain-containing family G member 3
Exons: 19
Coding region: 214-4677 (1487 amino acids)
Biological process (GO): regulation of establishment of cell polarity
Molecular function (GO): guanyl-nucleotide exchange factor activity; small GTPase binding
Source: RefSeq, a predicted model, not a curated record
GUAAUUACAGCAAAGUGGAGUCAAGUCGCGUUUUGAGAAGGAUGAGAGCGGGACAUAACUUGAAUGGGAUGGUGCAAGGAUUUCAAGGGAACAGUGGGAUGAGCAGUUCAUUGCGAAUGUGAAUAAAUAGUCACAUUGCUCCUUUUUUCAUUGUGGAUUUAAGACAGCAAGAGCCAGAUCUGUAGUAAGAGCAGGUUCGGUGAGGGGCGUGUCAUGCCAGAGGGGACCCACUGUACUCUCCACACAAGCCAAAUGGGAGAAGAGUCUCCUCGCCUGUCCACGGGCUCGUCCGUAGGGAGCCAUGAUCCCCUGUCCUCCGUCACCGCGGGUGACUGCUGCGGCCUUCCCUGCUCUGAGCACUCUGAGGACGAGCGUCCCGUGAGCCUGGUGUCCACCCUCUCGUCCAGCUCCUCCCGGGACGAGGUCCUGAGCAGCAGCGGCGGCGGCACAACCCCCCUCCCCCUCUCCACACCCUCGCACCCCCCCUCAGAGGAAGAGGAGGACAUCGACCUGCACCUGAGCCCCCCAGAGGCCCCCGGAGAGCCCUCGUCAUCAGGAGACGCCUGCGACAGCAGAGACGGGGACGUCCACGUUCCCCCCGCAGGGAGGACGCCCAGGAAACUCUCCUUACCCAUCUCACCCACACGCUCACCCUUCGCCACCGUCGCCAUGGCGCCCAACCCUCAGCUCACCUACCUGGACCGUGUUGUCAUGGAGAUCAUCGAGACGGAGCAGAUGUAUGUGCGGGACCUUUGCAACAUAGUAGAGGAUUACUUGGCCCACAUCAUAGACACCGGUACUAUGGGACCAGAACAGGUCUCUGCCCUGUUUGGAAACAUAGAAGACAUCUACGAGUUCAAUGGUGAACUCCUGCAGUCCCUGUACAUGUGUAACGGCGACCCAGUGGCCAUAGCCAGAUGCUUUGUGGACAGGAGUGAAUAUUUUGACAUCUACACCCAGUACUGCACAAACUACCCUAAUUCUGUGGCAGCCCUGACGGAGUGCAUGAGGAGUAAGAACCUGGCCAAGUUUUUCCGGGACCGGCAGGCCUCCCUCAACCUCUCCCUGCCCCUGGGCUCCUACCUCCUCAAGCCCGUCCAGAGGAUCCUCAAGUACCACCUCCUGCUCCAGGAGAUCGCCAAGCACUUUGACCCUGAGGAGGAGGGGUAUGAGGUGGUGGAGGAGGCUAUUGACACCAUGACUGGAGUGGCCUGGUACAUAAACGACAUGAAGAGGAAGCAUGAGCACGCUGUCAGACUGCAGGAAAUACAAUCGCUGUUGAUCAACUGGAAGGGACCAGAUCUGACCACGUACGGGGAGCUCGUUCUGGAGGGAACCUUCCACGUGCACCGGGCUAAGAACGAGAGAACCCUCUUCCUCUUCGACAAGAUCCUCCUCAUCACCAAGAAGAGAGUAGAACACUUCAUCUACAAGACCCAUAUCUCUUGCUCCACGCUGAUGCUGAUUGGAAGUGCCAAGGACUGUCUGCGCUUCAGCGUGACGCACUUUAAGCACCGCAGCAAGCAGCCGCACACAGUCCAAGCCAAGACGCUGGAGGAGAAGAAGCUGUGGGUUCAUCAUAUUAAGAGGCUGAUUCUGGAGAACCAUCAGGCAGUCAUCCCGCAGAAGGCAAAAGAGGCCAUUCUGGACAUUGACUCUAUAUGCCCUGUGAAGUACCGCUACAGUCCCGAGCGCCUGAAGAAACCUCUCUCUCCCCAGGGUGAAGACUUCACCGGGUCUGGACGCCAAGGACGAAGAAGAUCGGAGCCAGCCAAGCAGAUCACGAAGUCCACCAAAGCUGUUCUUAAGCACGCAGAGAGCGAGGGCACCCUCCUGGUGGACAGUGCCAGCGACAGUUGCUCAUUGCAGCCAGCCACCAGCCUCAGCUCUCUGGCCUCCAACCUAAGUGAGUCCCAGGCUCCGAGGCCUUGUCUGGAAGACGGGCGAGAAGAACUAGGUUUUGGCAGAGACACCGAGGAGACGCUGAGGUGCGAGGAGGAAAGGUCAGAGGGCUCACUGGGACGGAAGGUUCCAGAGUUGGAGGUGGAGCCUCAGGAGACGCCUCAGGAGGAGAGAGAGAGCGAAGAGAAGGAGGAGGAGAGUCUGGUGGUGGAAGACCAGGUAGCUGACUUUGCCAGCUCAAUGCUGGCCGCCAUCUCCUGCUGGCACUAUAGGGCCCGGGCUUUGCUUUUCACUCGGUUCACAACGGAUGGGGAGGGCUGCACUGCCAUAGAGGACCAGGCGGCCCCUGGAGAAGGGACCCAGACCCUCCCCGAGGAAGAGGCCACCGAGACAGCCAUGGACGAGACUCUCAGUGACCAGACACCAGCAGAGGAGGGGUCUCCUCAGGACGGCUCGGCCUGGACAGCGAGCCCCGUGGACAACCAGAGAGACAUUCCUCGCAUCCACAUAGAAGAGUCGUCUCCGCUGCCUCCCAGGUGCGAGCGCAUCACUGAAGCGGAGGAGUGUUUUAGGAGCAUGGUGGCGGGUCAAGGGGAUGAGUUGGACACAAGCGCUCUGAUCCAGGAGGAGAAUAGCAUAUCCUCCAAUGGGACGUUCUACGAGGAGGGGGAGGAAGAGGAGGAGGAGGAGGAAGAGGCGGUGGCCAUGGGGACGGGAGCCUGCAGCAGCAUCCUCCCUUCGUCGGUGCUGGACCAGGCGAGCGUGAUCGCCGAGCGCUUUGCCAGCAGCCUCUCACGGAGGAACAGCCUGGUGGUGGCAGCGGACGACUUCACGCCCACGUCGUCUCACCCCUGCGCCACGUCCACGCAGCUGGUGGCGUCAAGCGGUGACCCUUCAGCGGAUGCCCCCAUUCUGAGGCCCAAGGCCGACCGCUCGACCCCGUCUCUGGUGGAGCUAGACCGACUGUACCAGAGUCGCCAGGACUCCACGCUGUCUAAGAAGGACCAGCUGCUGAUCCACAAGAUCCGCCACUACUACGAGCACGCCGAGCACCUUGACAUGGGCUUCAGCAUCAAGCGCAGGGAGAGCCUCUCGUUUAUCCCUGCAGGGCUGGUCAGGCACCUCAGCCGCCAGAUCAACAGCACCCCCAUGGACGAGAUUGCCGUUGCCGCCGCCACCGCCGCAGGGAACAGGAAGGGGUCCCCCGGUGUUCGGCCCACCUCCUGGUCUGUGUUCAACCUCCCGGGUUUGGACAAGAGGGAUGAGAUGCCGAAGUCUCCUGCCGGCGGGACAGAAGCCACACGCUCAGCUGCUGAAAAGAGGAGAACUGUUAGUGUCAGCGAUGCAACGCUUCAGUCCGAGGUCUUCCACUCGCCCUCCCACAUCAUCCCAGUGUGGCAGGACAUGGAGACGGACAUGGACGGCGUCCAGGAGGACACAGAGUCCAACACAGAGACAAAGGAUGACGAGACUGCCAGCCCUACGCUUCACCACAAGAGCUUCCCCAGCCGGCGACAAAGGGACGCUGACUGUGGAGAAUCUCUCCUGAUCCAGGAGGAGGAUGACGACGUCAGCACCGUGACCGACGCGUCCUGCAUCACCCCCCCUCCCACAUUCCUCUCCCCCACCAAGGAGGAGGCGCGAGGGCCGGAGAGCACAGGCUCAGACGAGCACCUCCAGAGAGGCCAGGCGUUGCGGGCGCCCCUGCCCAGAGUCAUCACCUUGAGGUCGGGCUUGGAGGAGGAGCAGCAGCAGCAGAUCCUGCAGGACGUGGAGAAGGUGAAGAAUAAGGUGUUCCAGCUGGCCAGGCAGUACAGCCAGCGCAUCAAGAACAACAGGCCCGUGCUGAAGCCCAGGGCCAGGGAGACGGAGAGUCCCCUCACCUCCGUGCAGGAGGAGAGGACACAGAGGACAGAGACGGGUACGUCUGGCCUUGUUCUUUCACUCAGCUCCUACGACCAGGUGGUCAUCCAGGAGCUGAAGCUGCCGAGCCCCUCUCCCAGCAUCAGCUCUGCGGGCAGCUCUCGCGUCCAGUCCCCCAGCGGCCCGCCCGUGAGCCCCGUCCCUGUCGAGAGCUUCCACUGGCCCGACGUCAGGGAGCUGCGCUCCAAGUACGCCCCCGGCCGAACGCACGGCAGGCGCACCGGCAGCGGCGUGGGCGUCAGUCGCAGCCACUCCACCCCGGAGAGGAUGAUGAUGAUGGUGACGGAGUCCGAGGCCGAGAGGUCGCGCUCGCCAUUGAGUCGCUCCAGCUCCACCUCCAGCAGUUGCCUCUCACUGGAGCCCAGGGGGUCCCCGACGGACUACAGCAGCAUGGCUGCCAGCGACACCUGCCUCAACCUGGGCAGCGAUGCCCAACUCCUCAUGGGCACUGCAGAAGAGGAGGGGGGAGGGGGGAGCGUCUCCAGGCUAUGCGGGGUGAACUCUCUGGAUACGCUGCACCUCAACGAGCAGCAUCAACAGCAACAGCAGAACAACAAGGUCAUCGCUGCGGAGACGGUCAGCAUGCCCUCCACAGGAAGCCAGGGGGGAAGGGGCAUCGAGACAACGGAGAGGGACGAAAGGGACGAGAACGUCCUGAACGGGGGCGAUGGCAGGUCAGCACUGGAGUUGGAGGCUUGGAGGAGCCUGCGCAGGAGAGACUGGAGGGCCUACGAGAGGCUCCAGAGCACUACCAAGUACUCUACCAGCUCACUGAAGACACUGGACGGCAGCCAGCGCAGCCUGGUCAAGAACCUACGGGAGAAAUUCCAAAGCUUGAGUUCAUAUACAUAAACUACACUUUAUACAUAUGGGGUUUAUAUAUAUGUACUGUGUGUAUAUAUAUAUAUAUAUAUAAGACUGUCUGAUCACUGGCCACAACAUAAGCACCUGUUUGGAAAUGGGAAUUGGUACUUUGUGUAAAUAGGACUGAGUCUGUUAAGCAGAUUGGCCAGUAACUAAGAUGUUCAUUUCUGAAUUGGCAGCCAACUUUGGUGUGGAUCCGCAACACACCACACCACACCAGAUCAGAUCAGAUCAGAUCAGGGCCAGAUGACUACACCAACGGCAUGCAAUGGGAAAGGAAAUCCACACCACACACCACACACCACACCAGAUCAUAUCACAUCAGGGCCAGUUCCACACCAGAGUCAGCUGCUAUGUCAUUUAUAUAAUUGCUCUUGGAGUUGCUUUUAUUCUUAUGUCCAGACACAUCCUGCUGGAUCUGGGAAUCUGUUAAGGGAUACGUAGCAACCACGAAAGACUCAGAGGAGUCCUAUUUAUCUUUCUUAAAGAGUUAAGUCUUAUAGAAACAGCUGUACAUAUGUUUAUACUUUUCCUGUCUUUCCUUUUUAUUCACAAAUGUGGAUCUGUAAAAUGUAUAUAAGCUUAAAUAAUGAGGAAGAAUAUAAAUAGGUUUUGCUCAUCAUUCAGAGAAAAUGUAUCCGUUGUUGGAAGAGAUUGUUUUUAUCUGUACAUUGUAAUAUGGUUUUGGGUCACAAAAUAAUACCUUGAAAUUGUUGAUGGACUGUCCUUGUUAGGCAACCCUCGUGAGGCUCGAUCAGCCCUCCUGUGCUGUAGUUAGUUGUGUACAUGCAGCGAGACAAGAUCCGAUUUGGGCAAUGGCUGGCACAUUCUCUAGGUGUUGAUAGCCUCCUGUGACACAGGGAGAUGGCAAAAUAAUUGGCGAUGCUUUAUUUGACGUGUGUUUGGUAAUGCAUGAUUCACCUGUGAAGAGAUGAGGUGUUGUAUUGCAUUUCUUGUCACGUGACGUUGCGUCUCUUCACACAGUCUCCUCUUGUCGUUAAGACCGUUUUCACUGGGUGUGCGGGGUGCUACUUUUCAUGUUGUCUUGACAAAAUGGUAUGAUCCUCUUCUUAGGCUCAGCAACUGAGGGAGUUUGGUAGAUAGGUGAUUCAUUUCAACAUAGAUGAAACCCACUUUCAUGACUUUAAUCUUUCAGUCAGUUUCUAGUGUUUCAAAUAUGUGGACCAAUAUCCUGCACUACUGGUCCACUUCAGUACACAGUGGUUUGUUUGUUGGUUUUUGUGUGCUGCCUUCGGCUACAGUUAACUACUGUCUGCCUGUAUGCAUCUGCUUUGACAGUUUUUACAUUGUGGUUCAGUAAGGACCAUAUCUGUUCAAAUGUUGCCAGGUAAUCAUCUCAAACCGUAAGCACAAUGACAAAGCAAGCAGGUUGUUUUUUUUUUUUUUUGCUGUGCUGCGUCAGCAUGCUUCUUCUUUUGGUUCUGUCUCAGCUGCGGCACAUUCUGUUGGCUCUCCACACACACUCAGCACAGAUGAUGUAAGAGGUGAAUCAGACGAGACGAACGCCCGUUGUUUAACAUGGAUGGUCUUUCCUCAUCAUUUUCUCAUCAACGAGUCCAACCCGAAAGGCAUUCUUCUCAACAACCUGCAGUGUCACAACUGUCAUAAUAACUUUCAACACUAUUAGCUAUAUAGGAUUUUAAAGAUGUCACCUGUGGUGUUAUUCCUGUCUCCUUAAUAAAUGUGGUUGAUAAAAUAAAGGCACUGUGUAACCUA